CUAAGGAUGGGUGCAGGUGGCUCUCCCAUGUGCCUCUCUCUCGCCUCAUUCAAAGGAACGAGGAGCUGGCUGGACAGACCGUUACUCUGGGCUAUUUUUCUUUCUACUGCACUUCAGAAUGCUGCAGUGGAUUGUAAGAGGGUGAGAACAAACGAUUUACCUUCUCCAAAGCUGAACUCAAGUAUGAAUGUGGUCAGCAUGGGCCAAAAUGUAUCUCUGUCUUGUUCCAGCAAGAACACAUCAGUGGACAUCACCUAUUCGCUAUUUUGGGGUAGGAAACACCUACAAACCAAGAUAAGUGGGCAAACUGUGACUUUUUACCUGAAGAUUUCCAAUGCCAACGAAACAGGCCCCUACAAAUGCAAAACCAAUGAUUCCAGUGGGCUGAAAUAUAGUCAGGAUUUCAACUUCACAAUCGCCCAAGAGAGCUGCCCUUCAUGUCUGCUGUCACAGCUGCUGCCAGCAGUGUUACUGGGGCUGCUGGUAAUAAUCCUAGUUCUGGUUUUCUUCAUUCGAACAAAGUACAAAAGAGGAAAAGCUCAGAGAGCGAGCGAGUCCAAGAGUUCUGGAGAUGCAGUCACGCAAGGCGAGCUGUAUGCAAACGUCUGUGAGAUUCAGACAGAGGCAGGACAACCCCAGGAGUUACACUAUGCCACUCCAGUCUUCAAGGAGGGGGCACCCAGGAAACAAGAGGGCCAUGCUGGUAAUAAAACGGAUUACAUCUAUUCUGACCUCACCUACUGAAGUGUGAAGAAACCGAUUGCAUUCUGUGUAAAAAAAGACUUUCUAGUAAGCCGGUGUGUAUGAGGAAAUAGCCAGUUCACCGGCGCUUCACAGUUUCACACCAAGCUGGGGAAGGAGGACCCUGAAUUCAAGGCCAACUGGGACUACAAAGCAAGACCCCGUCUUAAAACACAAAACUAGCCAGGCAGUGGUGGCGCACACCUUUAAUCCCAGCACUGAGGAGGCAGAGGCAGAAGGAUCUCUGUGAGUUUGAAGCCAGCCUGGUCUACAGAGUGAGUUCCAGGGCAGACUCCAUAGCUGCUGAGAAACCCUGUCUCGAAAAACAAAAAAAACCAACCAACCAAACAAACAAACAAAAGACAAACAAAAACCCACAAAACCAAAACCAUUGGCCGGGCGGUGGUGGCGCACGCCUUUAAUCCCAGCACUUGGGAGGCAGAGGCAGGCGGAUCUCUGGGAGUUCGAGACCAGCCUGGUCUACAGAGCUAGUUCCAGGACAGGCUCCAAAGCCACAGAGAAACCCUGUCUCGAAAAACCAAAAAAAAAAAAAAAAAAAAAAAA
Messenger RNA from Chionomys nivalis (European snow vole), 1305 nucleotides. It is a transcript of the gene Milr1, whose product is annotated as mast cell immunoglobulin like receptor 1. NCBI's taxonomy places the organism in Eukaryota, Metazoa, Chordata, Mammalia, Rodentia, Cricetidae. Bases 7 to 744 code for a protein of 245 amino acids. The record is from RefSeq and is a predicted model, not a curated record. The transcript has 7 exons.